AUGGCGACUGCAAACAAUGAGUUUAAACUCAUUGGUCCCAGUGGUACAGAGGAGUAUAAUCGCUCUGCUGUGACUCUCUCGUGUCGUCUGUCUCCUGAAAUCAGUGCUGUUAACAUGGAGAUCCGGUGGUUUAAGGAGACAGACUGUGUUUGUGUCUAUAAGAACAGACAGGUGACAGAGGGGAGACGUUACGAGGGCAGAGUGAGUCUGUUCACUCAGGAGCUGGAGAGAGGAAACGUCUCCUUACAGCUGAGAGACUGUACAGAGUCAGAUAGAGGACAUUACCUGUGUCAGGUCACUGAUGGAGACAGAACAGAGGAGAUUACAGUAGAGAUGGACGAACUGAAGGGAGCAUUAAAAUCACUGCAGCACAAAGACCAACAGCUGGAGGAUUAUAAAAGACAAAUAGAGAAUAAAGAUACAGAACUGAGAAACAGAGAGAAAAUCAUCGAGGAGAAAGACGUACAACUUAAAGAUACAAAUACAACACUAGAGAAGACGAGUAAAGAGCUAGAGGAGAGAGACAGAGCUCUACAUGAGAGAGAUCAACAACUGAAACUGAAAGACACACAGAUACAGGAGACACAAAUACAAGUGGAGGAAAAGGACAACAGACUUGUGGAGAAGGAGAAAGAAUUAAAUGAAAAAAAUGAAGAGCUGAAGAUUCUAAAAGAACGUUUAGAGACUAAUGAGACACAGCUAAUGGAGUUAGACAAACAGCUUCAGGAGAAAGACAGACUUCUAGAGGAGAAAACAAAGCAGCUGCAGGAACAGACAGAUCCAGAAUCAUCAGCCCCCAUCAGGAGAAGAAACAGCAAGGAAUUAGAGCCUCCAAAUAUGAGUGGAGAGACUCAGGACUCAGCAGCACCAAUCAGGAGAAGAAACAGUAUGGAGGCAAUUCGUCCUACAUUGGGUGGAGAAUCGUCUAGUCCACAUUCUUCAGUGUCAGUUCCUGUAGCAGAACUGAGGCUGGUGCUGCUGGGGAGGACGGGGUCUGGGAAGAGUGCAGCAGGAAACACCAUCCUGAGCAGAGAGGAGAGGAACCAGGCUGCUACAUUUACAUCUACAUCUAAAUCCACCCAGCAGAGUGAGAGCACACAGGGGGAGGUGGCUGGGAGGAAGGUGACUGUGGUGGACACUCCUGACUGGUUCUCUCCUGAACUCCCUCUGGAGAAGCUGAGACAGGACGUGGGACUCUGUGUCCGUCUGUCUGCUCCAGGACCCCACGCCUUCCUCCUGGUCAUACCUGUAAAGCAGCCUACAGGAGAGGAGAGAGGGAUGCUGGAGAAAAUGGAAGAGAUUUUUGGAGAGAGAUGUUGGAAAAAUACCAUGAUCAUAUUCAGUGUUACUGAUAAACUUCAGAAGAAGAACAUUGAGGAGUUUAUCCAAUCAGGAGACCAGGAGGUCCAGAAACUUGUAAAGAAAUGUGGGGACAGGUUUCACUGUCUCAACAUUAAGGAGAGUGGAGAUGGUUCUCAGGUCUCAGAGCUGCUGGAGAAGAUAGAGAAGAUAAUGGAAGGAAGCAGAGAGAAAUUCUACAGCAAUGAGAUCUACAUCGAGACAGAAUCUCAGAUUAGAGUGAUGGAGACUAAGAUUUUAAAGAAAAAAGAAGAUAAAAGGAUGAGAGAGGAGAUUGAAGUGAAAGAAAAAAUAGAUAAGGAGGUGCAGGACUCUCUGAGAAAGAUAGAGGGAGUGAUCCAGGAGCAUGAAGGAGACAUCAGACAACUAAAUGAGCGAACAACUGAACUGGAGAGAAAGAUGAAAGAAGAGAGAGAUGAAGAGAAAAAGAGAGAACUUAAGAGGGAGCUAAAACGAGAGAUAGAGCGAAGGACAGAAAUGGAAGAAAAGGUGAAGAAACUAAAAGAAAAGAGACAGAGUGAGAGGAGAGAGAUGGAGGAGAGGCACCAACAGGAGAUGGAGGAGAUCAGGAAGGUGUAUGAAGGAGAGGUCAGGAUGGAGACAGAGAGAAACCUCAUGAAGAUCAUCCUGCCUGAACUCCAGAGAAACAUUUUGACCUCAAAAACAAAGAUGCAGGAAGAGUUCAGCAGACAGAUGGAGGAGAAGAACAGAGAGCUGGAAACUCUUAAACAGAAACUUUCAAGGCUCACACAGACUCACAAUGUGCUUGAAGAGGUUUAUGAGAAAACUGUGAGAAGCAGUUCAGAGUCAGAGAGAGCAGCUGUAACAGAAGGGGCAUCACUGGGAAUUUCUCAGAAAUUUAAACAAUACUUUCAGUGAAUAAAAGAGUUUAUAAAACCACAGACACUUACCCAGUCAGAGACUAAUGUCCUAUUCUGUGAUUAUCCCUACAUGGGAUAAUAUUAAUUUGCAAGUCUGUAAUUUGGCCAGGAUUUGGUGAAGUUGUCUAUCAAUUUUUCAAGGUUUUUGUUUCCUGUGUGCCUUUUUAUCCAUCUUCCGUGAAGAAUUGAGGCUGCGUUGAGAGUGCUUUGAGAGUAUUUUGGGUGCUCUGUCAUAUCUUUACACACCAUACAACUGUGCAUAAAGAGAAAGCUGAAGAGUGAAAGAAAAAGAAUGAUUAGAAAGUGAUGGGUGAGAUGUUUCGCAGGAUGCAGUAAACACUCUGCUGUGUAUAUCAUACAGUUAGAUCUGUAAUGACAUUUCCAAACAAUAGCAGAUCCAAAAUAGUGCUGGGAGAAAAAUCUUUUUGUUUUUGGAUGCACUGUAUAUAUGUUUUGUGUGUGUGUGUGUGUGUGUGUGUCUGUGUGUGUGUGUGUGUGUGUAAAAAUUUAUGCUUUUUCUCUUGUAAAUGUAUGAUUUUCCCCGUUUGUGCGCAACUACUUUUUCCCGUGUGAGAACUCUCUUCAUCCUGUAUUUUUCAAGCUUAAAGCUAAUGCACAAAGGACUAUGGAAGUGAGGUCAAAAUGCAACUGAACACGGAACCUUGCUGGAUAUCACCUCCAGGACUUAUCACACGCGACAUCCCCAGCGCCCACACACACCAUACACACCAUGGCUUAGGUUCUGUACAUUUUAGGAAGACAGAGAAAAUUACAUUAUCUGCAUUGUGUUAAAUCACACAGAACACAGUGCAUCAUUAUUUAUAUUCAGGAGAACAUUUAGGGAAUAACACACUUGAUAAGAGAGAAUCAUACAAAACACAAGCAAUAUUAUGUGUAAUGUAUGACGGCUCCUGCAUACACUCGUACUGUCGAAGUACAGAAUCAGGUCACAAAAUAACAACAGAAAUAAACAGA
Clarias gariepinus (North African catfish) is the source of this 3215-nucleotide messenger RNA. Its product is annotated as golgin subfamily A member 6-like protein 22. The record is from RefSeq and is a predicted model, not a curated record. The transcript is spliced from 5 exons. The coding region runs from base 1 to 2238 and encodes 745 amino acids. Gene Ontology annotation, molecular function: GTP binding. NCBI's taxonomy places the organism in Eukaryota, Metazoa, Chordata, Actinopteri, Siluriformes, Clariidae.